AGCACAACCGUGAGACCCUCCUCGAGGGAAAGAAUCAUAGAAGGUUCUUUCCGUGAUCUGCCUAAACUCGAGAUAAAUCGCGUCAUUCCUCCUCCGUCGGGUAUCAUGACUAAGCGCUAAUACCCCGCAAUACCCACAGGCCGUACAAAAGCACUUCCUCGGGCUCCCUUGCUGUUGCUCCUACCGCACCUCCAUAUCCAUCUGAUCCAUCCCAGAAAAAUGACUACAAUCAACAAAGCCGCCCCAAACACACCCUACUACACCCCGGCCCAAGAACCCCCCGCUGGAACCUUCCUCCCAACCCCCGGCAAGCCCUGCCCAACUCUCUUCAAACCCCUCAAAAUCAAAAACACAACCUUCAACAACCGCUUCUGGGUCUCCCCAAUGUGUCAAUACUCCGCCGACGACGGACACAUGACAGACUACCAUCUUGUCCACCUCGGCGCAAUCGCCAUGCGUGGACCGGGAUUUACGAUGAUUGAGGCGACGGCGGUUACGCCCGAGGGGAGGAUUACGCCCCAGGAUGUAGGAUUGUGGAAGGAUGAGCAGAUUGCGGGGGUCAAGAAGGUUGCGGAUUUUGUGAAGAGUCAGGGACAGGUUGUUGGGAUGCAGAUUGCCCACGCGGGUCGUAAGGGAUCUACCCUUGCUCCUUGGUUGGGAACGGCUGUUGCGCCUGAAGGUGAGGGACAGGGUUUUGCGAAGGACGUCAUUGCUCCCUCUGCCGAGGCGUGGGACGAGAACCAUGCUACGCCCAAGGAGAUGUCACUCGACGACAUCGAGAAGAUCAAGCAAGCCUUCGUCGUAACCGCCAAGCGCGCAAUUAAAGCCGGUGUCCAAGUCAUCGAGAUCCAUGGCGCUCACGGAUACCUCCUCCACGAAUUUGUGUCCCCCGCAACCAACCACCGUACCGACCAAUACGGCGGUUCCUUCGACAAUCGCAUCCGUCUCUCGCUCGAGAUCUGCGAGGCGGUCAAGGCUGCCAUUCCGGCUGAAACGCCCUUGUUCUACCGCGUCUCGGCAACUGACUGGCUCGAGCCCGGAAAAGGCUGGGACCUCGACCAAUCGAUCGAACUCGCCAAACGCCUCCACUCCAUCGGCAUCGACCUCCUCGACGUCUCCUCCGGCGGGAACCACUGCGCCCAACAGAUCAAUGCCCAUCCCGGCUUCCAGGUCCCCUUCGCCACAGCUAUCAAGAAAGCCGUGCCUGGACUCUUGGUCGGAGCAGUCGGACUCAUCGUGACGAGUGAGAUGGCGAGGGACGUGGUAGAGAAGGAGGAGGCGGAUGUGGUGUUUGUUGCGAGGGAGUUCUUGAGGGAUCCGAGUUUUGUGUUGAGGUGUGCGCAUGAGUUGGGGGUUGAGGUGAAAUGGCCGAAUCAAUAUCAUCGUGCGCAGUUUCAUUAAGCGUCUGAAAAGCGUGUGAAGUUGAUCGAUGGGUGUAUGAUAUGAUGGGAUAUCUCAAGAUAAGACCAAUAUGAUGAUGUAUUACUCGAGAGCU
This is a messenger RNA of Saitoella complicata NRRL Y-17804, 1495 nucleotides long. RefSeq names its product FMN-linked oxidoreductase. Gene Ontology annotation, molecular function: NADP binding; FMN binding; NADPH dehydrogenase activity. The record is from RefSeq and is a predicted model, not a curated record. Lineage: Eukaryota; Fungi; Ascomycota; Saitoellomycetes; Saitoellales; Saitoellaceae. Gene Ontology annotation, cellular component: intracellular anatomical structure. Bases 220 to 1401 code for a protein of 393 amino acids. The transcript has a single exon.